Molecule: messenger RNA, 3961 nt
Organism: Sorex araneus (European shrew)
Lineage: Eukaryota; Metazoa; Chordata; Mammalia; Eulipotyphla; Soricidae
Gene: CHSY1
Product: chondroitin sulfate synthase 1
Exons: 3
Coding region: 55-2418 (787 amino acids)
Cellular component (GO): Golgi cisterna membrane
Molecular function (GO): glucuronosyl-N-acetylgalactosaminyl-proteoglycan 4-beta-N-acetylgalactosaminyltransferase activity
Source: RefSeq, a predicted model, not a curated record
GGCCCAGGGCGCGGAGCGGGCGACGCGGGCCCCGGGCCGGGGCGGCGAGCGGGCAUGGCGGCGCGGGCCCGGCGCGCCUGGCUCAGCGUGCUGCUCGGCCUGGUGCUGGGCUUCGUGCUGGCCUCGCGCCUCGUGCUGCCCCGCGCCGCCGAGCUGAAGCGCGCGGGCCCGCGGCGCCGCCCCGAGGGCUGCGGGGGGCCGGGCCGGGCGCGGGCGGCGGCGGCGGCGGCGGCGGGCGCGCGCGGGGCGGCGCCGCCCGAGCGCAGCCUGCUCUUCGUGGGGGUCAUGACGGCGCAGAAGUACCUGGGGACCCGCGCGGUGGCCGCGUUCAGAACCUGGUCCAAGACCAUCCCGGGGCGAGUGGAGUUCUUCUCCAGCGAGGGCUCUGACACAUCUGUGCCCGUGCCCGUGGUGCCCCUGCCGGGCGUGGACGAUGCCUACCCGCCCCAGAAGAAGUCCUUCAUGAUGCUCCGGUACAUGCACGACCACUACCUGGACCAGUUCGAGUGGUUCAUGCGGGCCGACGACGACGUGUACAUCAAGGGCGACCGGCUGGAGGCCUUCCUGCGGAGCCUGAACAGCAGCGAGCCGCUCUUCCUGGGCCAGACGGGCCUGGGCACCACCGAGGAGAUGGGCAAGCUGGCCCUGGAGCCUGGCGAGAACUUCUGCAUGGGGGGCCCCGGCGUGAUCCUGAGCCGCGAGGUGCUGCGGAGGGUGGCGCCCCACAUCGGGAGGUGCCUGCGGGAGAUGCACACGACGCACGAGGACGUGGAGGUGGGCCGCUGCGUCCGCAGGUUCGCGGGGGUGCAGUGCGUCUGGUCCUACGAGAUGCAGCAGCUGUUCUACGAGAACUACGAGCAGAACAAGAGGGGCUACAUCCGGGACCUGCACAACAGCAAGAUCCACCGGGCCAUCACGCUGCACCCCAACAAGAACCCGCCCUACCAGUACCGGCUGCACAGCUACCUGCUGAGCCGGCGCAUCGCCGAGCUGCGCCACCGCACGCUGCAGCUGCACCGCGAGAUCGUGCUGAUGGGCCGCUACGGCGGCACGGCCGUGGGCCGCGAGGACCAGCAGCUGGGCCUGCCGCCCUCCUUCACGCGCUUCCAGCCGCGCCGGCGCGACGAGGUGCUGGAGUGGGACUUCCUGACGGCCCGGCACCUGUACUCGGCGGCCGACGGGCAGCCCCCGCGCCGCGGCCUGGACUCGGCGCAGCGGGAGGCGCUGGACGACAUCGUCCUGCAGGUGAUGGAGCUGAUCAACGCCAAUGCCCGGACGCGCGGCCGCGUCAUCGACUUCAAGGAGAUCCAGUACGGCUACCGGCGCGUGGACCCGCUGCACGGCGCCGAGUACGUGCUGGACCUGCUGCUGCUCUACAAGAAGCACAAGGGCAAGAAGGUGACGGUGCCCGUGCGGCGCCACGCCUACCUGCAGCAGACCUUCAGCCGCGUCCAGUUCCUGGAGCACGAGGCGCUGGACGCCCAGGAGCUGGCGGCCAGGAUCAACCAGGACUCGGGCUCCCUGUCCUUCCUCUCCAACUCCCUGCAGAAGCUGGUGCCCUUCCCGCUGCCCGGUGCCCGCCGCGAGCGCCCCGAGCCGCGGGAGCCCAAGAUCCACGUGCUGCUGCCGCUGUCCGGCCGCUUCGACAUGUUCGCCCGCUUCCUGGGCCACUUCGAACGGACCUGCCUGGUGCCGGGCCAGAACGUCAAGCUGCUGGUGCUGCUCUUCAACUCGGACGCCAACCCCGACAAGGCGCGGCAGGUGGAGCUGCUGCGAGACUACCGCCUCCGGCACCCCAAGGCCGACCUGCAGGUGCUGCCCGUGGCCGGCGAGUUCUCCCGGGCGCUGGCCCUGGAGGUGGGCGCCGCCCAGUUCACCAACGACUCGCUGCUGCUCUUCUGCGACGUGGACCUGCUGUUCACGGCCGACUUCCUGCAGCGCUGCCGCGCCAACGCCGUGCCCGGCCAGCAGGCCUACUUCCCCGUCAUCUUCAGCCAGUACGACCCCAAGGUCGUCUACGGCGGCCGCGCGCCCAGCGACAACCAUUUUGCCUUCACGCAGAAGACGGGCUUCUGGCGGCACUACGGCUUCGGCAUCACCUGCAUCUACAAGGGUGACCUGGUGCGGGCGGGCGGCUUCGACGUGUCCAUCCAGGGCUGGGGGCUGGAGGACGUGGACCUGUUCAACAAGGUGCUGCAGGCGGGCCUCAGGCCCUUCCGCAGCCAGGAGGUGGGCGUGGUGCACGUGUACCACCCCGUGUCCUGCGACCCCGCCCUGGAGCCCCGGCAGUACCGCAUGUGCGUGGGCUCGCGGGCGGCCACCUACGGCUCCACGCAGCAGCUGGCCGAGAUGUGGCUGGAGAAGCAGCGGCCGGGGGACGGCGGCAGCCGCAACAACGGCUCCUUGCGGACGGCCUGACCCGUGCCGCCGUCACACCCUCUAAUUUAUUGCUCCGGACUGUUUUGUACGCUCGGGGUCUCUGGGGUUUUUUUUGUUGUUGUUGUUGUUUGUUUCUUAGGGGACCCGGGGGGAAGCCCCCCGAGGAGCUGCUUUCCGGGUGGCUUUGUUCCAGAGGCCUCCUCGGCUCUCGGGCUCCUUGGGGGUCGGGGCUUUCUUCUUCUUGUCCGUAGUCGGGCCCCCCCCCCCCCCGGAGCACGGCGUGAUCACCCGCCCGUCCUGCCGUGGGACUGCAGUCGUGGCUGUGACACGAAGCGGACCCAGUGAACUGAUUUCCCUUUUUCUUCCUCUUUUCUCCCUCCUUAAAGGUUCUUUUUUAGAGUCCUUUGUUACAGUUCUCUGCUAAAAACAAGAAGGAACUAAGGAAAGUUCUUGCAAAGUAUUAUUGUCGCGAGACACUGUAACUCCGGUCCUCGUUCUGGUGUGACUGUUAACAUUGUGCAGAUUCGCGCCUUUGUCUCUCCCACCUCCCACCUCCCACCCCGCCCCCGCCCCCGCCCCCUCCUCCCUCGCUCCCUCUCUUCCGUUUGUUUGGAGCUGUUCCGCAUAGCCCUCUGGAGUAAGGGACCAUGACCCCAGCCGACUCGGGAGCCCCAGGAACGCGCUCAGCUCCUCCGGCAGGUGGUGUGGCCAGUGUGGACGCGGCCGCGUCUCGAGGGUCUGACCAUUGACCUCUUCCUAGCCUUCCCCAGUAAAGGGUAGACAGCCGGGGCGGAGGGAGCCCAGGGCCCAGGUGCUGCUGGCACGAGGAGACCGGGGUUCCAUCCUCCAGAGGCUGCGGGAUCCCCCGAGCCACCAGCCCUGGGCAGUGCUGAGUGUGGCCCGUAAAGUACAUUUAAUGGAAGGCAAAGAACAAGUGCCAGGCCCGAGAGCGCCCCCCCACACCAGCUCACCUGCUCCGUCCCGAGCUCAGGGUGGGGUGGGGGCCCCCACUUCUCAGCCACUGUCUCCUUUUUUCUCUUCCCCUCUGAGGUUCCUUUAAUUUAUUUGAUGCCCAUCGUGUAGGGCACUGCCGUUCCUCUGGGGGACGUUUGUCUGUCUUCCUGCAGUGACUCCGUCUCCAAAGAUUUCCUUGGAACACACGUCCCCCCUCCGCCACGCCCACCUCCUCGAUUCUGAGACAUUCCUUACUGUUUCUACUAAAUAUCAAGUGUUCUUUGACAAUUUUGGUGCUCACGUGUUUUUUUGGGGGGGACAAAGUGAAACGAAUCUGUCUUUACACCUGAAAGAUUGUUGUAAACUCACAGAUCAAAUGUGCCUUAAUAAUAAAAGGAAAAAAUGUUUUUCUCAUCUAGGGUUUGAGCAGGACUAGACUCAUCGUUGUAAUAAUCGGUCACAGGAGAUAUGCUUAUUUGUAAAUAGCCUCGCGCGCAUUUGGAAAAAUAAACCAGUGAACAAUAUUUUUCUAUUGUACUUUGAAGCACUGUUUUUGUCUCUUUUCUCCUGUCCUAGCUGGAGAAUUGUAUUACGUUUUGGAGAGUAAAAAUAUUACUGAAAUGCUGAC